Molecule: messenger RNA, 561 nt
Organism: Prunus persica (peach)
Lineage: Eukaryota; Viridiplantae; Streptophyta; Magnoliopsida; Rosales; Rosaceae
Product: serine/threonine-protein kinase BRI1-like 2
Exons: 1
Coding region: 1-561 (186 amino acids)
Molecular function (GO): protein binding
Source: RefSeq, a predicted model, not a curated record
AUGGCAAUGGCAAUUAAAUGCAAUGUAAUUGAAAUGGCGAAGAUCAUGACUUUCUUCACAACUAUUGAUUUCUCAAACAACACUUUCAGAGGAGAGAUUCCAAAUGCAAUCAGUAAGCUUAAAUUAUUGAAGGGGCUUAAAUUUUCUCAUAAUGAGCUUACAGGUACAAUUCCACCAUCAUUUGGCAAUAUGUGCAAUCUUGAAUGGUUAGAUCUGUCUUCAAACAAACUUGUUGGUGAUAUUCCGGAGCAAUUGGCAAAUUUGACAUCACUAUCAAAGUUCAAUGUUUCAAAAAAUCAACUUGUGGGGCCCAUACCUCAUCGCAAGCAAUUUGAUACAUUUGAAAAUGAUUCAUAUAGUGGGAAUACCGGAUUGUGUGGAUUGCCACUUUCUAAAACAUGCAAUGCACAUCAAUCACCGCCAUCAUCAUUCCAACAAGAGGAUGAUUUGGAGCAUGGGAAUGGUUUUGAUUGGAAGGUAGUGUUGAUGGGGUAUGCAUCUGGGGUGGUAAUGGGAAUAUCUGUGGGAUAUCUUGUCCUCUCUAAUGGAACACCAGAUUAG